UUAAAUGUUCUUCCAGCCCCUGGUGCAGUCUCCUUUGAAGAGGUCCUCCUGCGUCCUUGCCCUUUAUUUUCUAAUUUGGAAAGAGGAAAGUGGAGGGGGGAGGGGGGCUUUUGGCAUGUAGUGCUGUUGGUCCUGCACUGAGGAACAAAGUUAGUCAAACUUGCCUGCUACAAGCUGGCUCUUUCCUCUUUGUCUGAUUGCAGUGGGGGAUUCCUUCAGGGCUGGUUUUGUGUGGCUUCUUGCUCGGAAAGUGCUUUAGAGUUGUCAUUUUGGAUCCGCUCAUUUUAGAGGUGGACGUGGAUUUUUUCCAUCAUGAAGCCGGCUUGGGACAAGCGUAUUUUUGAGGGCCAUGUCGAGAGUCUCAAAAACGGACAAAACAAACUCCCUGGACAAGCUCCAGGGGGGGUCCCAGGAGUGAAUACUGUUAGUGAGCCCUCACAAAGCACCAGUUCAGAUUCCCCAGAUAAGAAGUUACUCUCAGCUGCAGCCACACCAAGUGGGUGUGUGCAAAAUCCAUUGCUGCUGACUCCAGCCAGCCUCCAACUCGCUCAGCUUCAAGCUCAGCUCACUCUCCAUCGGCUGAAGUUGGCCCAGACAGCCGUGAACAGCAACACCGCAGCAGCAGCCACUGUCCUCAACCAGGUUCUCUCCAAUGUGGCGAUGUCUCAGCCCCUGUUCAACCAGCUGAGGACCCCUGUUAUGAUCAGCACCCCCCACGGUCACGCUGGUGGUGCCCAGCUGGGCCCGGCCUUUGGCCCCAGCACUUUGCCCUUCCCUCCCCAGGUGGUUGGCGGAAGCUUCGUGAGAGGUGGGGGCCUCCAAGGUCAAAACACCAACGUCAGGCUCGGCCACAUGGGAGGUGGGUCACCGCAGCCUCUCAGCCAACAUGCGUCAGAGUACGGGAAAAAAUCGAACCUUCCACCUGGUGCGCCAUUCCUCUCGAACAGCGACAGAUGUGGCCAGUUUGGCUUCCUUGGUGGGAUGUCUGGCGCCCAGAACAAAACCCAUGACAGCCAGUAUGCACCUCUCAGCACACAGGCCAAGGCCACCAGCGGUGGUAGUUUUCAGAGGGAUUUUACUGCAUCAGAUGACCGGGGCCCCCCUUCUGGGUUCACCGGAGAGCAGAAUCUGGAUUCGUUCCCUUCAAGCAAUCACAAGGAUCACUGGCAAAUUUCCAGCAGUUUCCCUCAUGCAGGAAACCUGGAGAUGGCUCCGAAUGCUGGUGGUGCGUGGGCAAACACCAGCCAGAAGUUCCACACCAGGGGCGAACUGUACAACCCAGAGGAGCCCACCACGGAUGCCAAGUUCAACCCUGUUGGUGGGCCAGUCUUUAGUGCCGGCCCCCAGGGGUUUGUGGGAUACCAACCAGGUGAAGAAGCUCCCCAGGCAGCGCCGAUGCCUCUGCUGCCCCAUCAACUCAAUGACUUCCAUGCUGUCACUCCAUCACUCCUGCCGCACCACUGCACUAUCUGUGAUAAGAAGGUCUAUAAUCUCAAGGACUGGGACCAGCAUGUGAAAGGGAAACUCCAUCUACAGAACCGUGCUCUCUACUCAGAAGGCCCGGCCGUCGGAUCUAUUCAUUUUCCUGCAUCUACUGAAGGAUGUGUGAGCUCCCUAGCUAACAACUCCAUGGCUUAUUCUGCAGCUGCCAGUCAAGAUGCAUCUUCUGGACCCUACUUUUCUGCAGCACCUGUGAAAACACAUCUCUUGCCAGGAGUGGGAUACUCAUUGCCUCAGACGGGGUCAAAGUUCCCCCUUAGGAAGACCACCCCGGGUCGAGUGGUUCAUAUCUGUAACUUGCCAGAGGGCAGCUGCACAGAAAAUGAUGUCAUCAACCUGGGUCUUCCAUUUGGCAAAGUUACCAAUUACAUCCUCAUGCGAUCUACUCACCAGGCCUUUUUGGAAAUGGCUUACAUCGAGGCUGCACAGGCAAUGGUGAAGUUCUACCAGCUGCAACCAGCAAUGAUCAAUGAGCAGAAGCUUCUCAUCCGAAUGUCGAAGCGAUACAAGGAGCUUCAGCUGAAGAAACCAGGCAAGGACGUGGAAUCCAUUAUCCAGGAUAUUAAUUCUCAGAGGGAAAGAGAUGAGAUGGAGCAGAUUGACCGUUACCCAGUGGAGCGCGCCAGGUCACGCAGCCCCGUCAGCCGCUCCCUGAGCCCACGUUCCCACAGCCCCAGCUUUACCUCAUGCAGCUCAACACACAGCCCGCCAGGUGCGGCCUGCCGCGGGGACUGGAACAGCGGCCUGGGCCCCCGGCGGGGCUCCUGGGACUGGUCUUCGCAAGCGAUGCGGGAGGACGAGCGCGAGGAGGCGUGCUGGAGGAAUGGUGACGACGACAGGCCCAACGGCAGGAUGUGCGACAGGAGGAAGCCCUACCUCAAGCUGACAGACAGGAUGAGCCCCAGGUCGGCAGAGGAGUGGGCUGACUGCCUGAGGGGGGGCCGGGAUCGCUACCCCAGGGGUAGCCCUCAGAGCUUGCCCUUCUCAUCAUACAGAAGCAAGGAGGAGGACUUUUACAAGAAGGAGUUUGCAUAUAAGCCAGAGAAGCUCCAGCGGGUACCCUACCAACGUCACGAAGCCAAGUCAAAAAGAAAAGACUCCUCGGAGCAUUACAGGUCACGACACGUGGAGGUGGAGCUGCUGGAGGAUCCACCGGCCCCACGGAUACUGGAGGACAGGAAACCAGCAUCACCCGCAAAGGGGAAGAGCAAGAAGGUUCAUCGCAGGCAGGAAGUGAGAGGCGACGACAAGGAGGCAGAAAGCCAAGAAGUGACGGAGACUCAGCAAAAGGAUGCAGCCACAACGCCGCCCCACCCCACAAGUGAACGGGACAAAGAGAGCCAGGUGGAGCAGUGGGAGAGUGGAGAUGAGGAGAAGGAGGAAGAGGAGUCCUGGUACCCGAGGAACAUGGAGGAGCUGGUAACCGUUGACGAGGUGGGUGAAGAAGAAGACGAUGGCAUGGUGGAACCCGACCUCCCGGACCUUCAGGAGGAGGCCAAGGUCGAGGCCGACCCGGAAACAUCCCACUGCACUUCUUCUGAGAGUCCCGAGAAAGGGGGGGUCCCAAACGAAAUUACUCAGGAUGGGACUGCGCCAUCACAGGAGAUGACAGGGACGCCGCCGUCUGAUGCCAGCACGGGCACCAAAGAUUCUCCCCCCGACUCAGGGACCACGGGGCAGUCUGACCCAGAACCCAGCCAGGAGCUACAGGUAGCCUCCCAAGAGACAUGCAGCUGCACGGACCCGGACGUACCUGAGGCCCAGCCCCUGCAGGAGUGCCCUGCAGGUCCCCAGGGCGGGAGUGAGGCCACCCAGUCUACACACACACUCAGCAGCAGGGCGGAGACACCGGCGCCUGUUACCCUGGAGGCAGACAAUGAGGCUCCACGCAAGGAGGACCCAUCAGGAGAGAAGCCCAAGGAAGAGUUGCAGAAUCCGUCCCAAAGCCCAACAGAUGAUGGAGUCAAACCGGUGCCGUUGGCCACGUGGGAGCACGACAAGGUUUUGGGCGAGCGCAGCAUCCCAUUGGGGGUGGAAUUCAUCGUGCCCCGCAGUGGCUUUUACUGCAAGCUCUGCGACCUGUUCUAUACGAGCGAGGAGACCGCCAGGACAUCCCACUGCAGGAGCACCGUGCACUACAGGAACCUGCAGAAAUAUCUGUCUCAGCUAGCCGAGGAGAGCUUACCGAGCACGAACGCGAGUCCGCCCUAAACCCAGCAGACAUGUCGUGGGGGGGGGGGCAAGGCUCUGCCAGUGAAACCAGUCACAGUACAUGCUAAGCUGUGUCUGGAUUCCAGCGGGACACGCCCAAGGCACCAAGGCUCUGUUCAAACAUCACAGUUCUGCACUUGGUCUCGGUCGGAAAAAGACUUGGCCCGAACACGAGAGUGACCCAUUCACCUAUGGUGGGUGAUCUGCCCAAAACUGAACAUACUGUACAUUUUGGACUUGUGAAUGGUACUGCAGAUUAACUUUAUUCUGUUAGCCCAAAAUCCAAUACACUUCUUGUCCAAAUCAACAUAUCUUGAACCUGCGAAAGAAUUUAUAGGUGGUCCCUAUAUGAAGUGACUCGUACCAAGUGCCUAAAGGAACCGCCGACCUUUAGCUGGAGAAAUCCUGCAGAUUUCAGGGUCUUUUCGCUGCUCUGCAGAGCAGUGGGCUUGCUGGGGCCUCGUGGCAGUACAUGUAAAUGCACUGUUAUUUUUUUGCUUUGUACGUAGUGUGUGACGGAUUUUAUGAGAUGUGUCUUCUGUGGUCAUCAGCCUCCUUUCACGGGAGGAUUCACUGUGUGGGCGUCAGGCUGCACAGAAAUGAGACUGAAAUUAAAUUAAACUUCUGCUUUUUCAGAAUUUCAGAGUUUGCACAGCAAAGUGCAGCCAGUUUUCUGUCAGUUUUAUUUUUCUAGUUGUUUUGAAGAUGUUUGAUCAGACCAGUGGUGCAAAAAUACUACUGUUGAGCUUAUUUUAUAAUUUGCAGAAUGUAUUUUAAUUGUAAUUAUUAUUUAUAAAUUUGUUACAUCGGAAUAUCAUUUCAUAGGGCCAUAAAUAUGAAGCAAAGAUUUGGCUCAGACAAGGUGCUCAUGUACAGAAUGUUUAGAAUGCUCUGUAGUCUACAGUGACGCUGUUGUUUGCUCCAUUAAAUGGGUUAGCCGUAGAUCCUAGAUGGAGCGAAUUCAGUCUCUCCAGGAAUAGCCUACUCCGUGCUGCAGGGUGCAAACCCUUUGCCUCUUGGCAGUGACGUAAAUGCCAAAUAUCAGGGGAAUAGACCCGAAGCAACCCAGUGGGAAACAAGCAGGUGUCGGUGUGACAUUCAAAACAGGUCUGACUGUUUCACUUUCCUGUUGUUACACAGGUACCAAGGGGUCAUUUAUUCACUGCUAGUAUUCCUUGUCUAUAUGUGUGCGAAUGGCCAGUGUAUCACAGAUAAAGCAGGUCUGAGUCUCAGUUCCACAUCAGGCUCUACACCUCAGCUUCACUUCAGCAGGUGGCUCUGCCUUGUUGCAAGUGUACAAAAUUAACAAUCAGUUAAUUUUUAGAAUGCAGUGGUGCAUUAUGGGUACUGAGCACACUGUAUUAACCAACAACGGCACAGAAAAACUAACCAACAGAUCAGACACAAGGGAAGAUAAGAUUAUUUUUUUAGUUUUACCCAAGAUGUGACACAAUAUGUUUUUGAUGUAUCCAUAUUGUGAAUAAUGAAACAAGAAAUGCAAUCAUUACCAGGUCAGAGAUUUAUGACAUGCUGACAACAUAACUUUGAUAAAAUGCUGUGACUGGAGACAUACUUGAACUGGACCAUGUUUGUAAUUUAAAAUUAAAAAAAGUGAAAUUAUUUGUGAUGGAAAGAGGUGAUGAACACUGAAUUCUAACAUCUUUCUGUUUUAUAUACUGUGAAAACCAUUACAUCCAUAAUUAUGUGGGUUGUAAUUUAAUUGUUGAAUAUUUUGAGACAUUCUUAAAUAAAAGUUGAAUAAAAUAUUUAAGAAGAGUAUA
Molecule: messenger RNA, 5492 nt
Organism: Paramormyrops kingsleyae
Lineage: Eukaryota; Metazoa; Chordata; Actinopteri; Osteoglossiformes; Mormyridae
Gene: rbm20
Product: RNA binding motif protein 20
Cellular component (GO): nucleus
Molecular function (GO): RNA binding; zinc ion binding
Source: RefSeq, a predicted model, not a curated record